Galendromus occidentalis (western predatory mite) is the source of this 1605-nucleotide messenger RNA. RefSeq names its product male-specific lethal 3 (gene msl-3). The record is from RefSeq and is a predicted model, not a curated record. Lineage: Eukaryota; Metazoa; Arthropoda; Arachnida; Mesostigmata; Phytoseiidae. Gene Ontology annotation, cellular component: nucleus; MSL complex; NuA4 histone acetyltransferase complex. Gene Ontology annotation, biological process: chromatin organization; regulation of DNA-templated transcription. Bases 379 to 1605 code for a protein of 408 amino acids. The transcript has 2 exons.
GCUGGAGUCGUCCCGGACUCGAUCCUGAUUUCAUAUUUCGUUUCGUUGCUCCCGAUCACACCACGAAAUCCUUGCCGGAAUUCGCUCGCCUCCGAUGCCGACUGCGACAUGUAAAUUAGAGAAGAAUCCGCGAUAUUCCGCUUCGAUUUGUCGAUGAGUCUUGAUCGGCGCGCGCGGCGGGAAUUUUUCAAUUUGGCGGCGGAGAGGCACUCUCGCCGCGGUGUGUGGUGCUCCUCUGCACCGAUUUCUCUUUUGUGAGUUAUCGCAGUCGCUCGCCGAGACGUUGACCAACGGAAGUGGCGAGGCAACCGAGUAGUUUGUACGCAUCUCAUCGCUUCACCGCGGUCACGGGAUUGCUAAACACGACGUAGAACGUCAAUGGAAUCCGCCCGUGAGAGCGGAGGCGCGGUCAGGAGCUCAGAGUCGAGCUCGGACCGAAAAGGUAUCUUCCGAGAAGGCGAGCGUGUGCUAUGCUACGAACCAGAUCCGACGCGCUUGCGGGUUCUCUACGACGCGAAAAUUCUCAGAACGACACGUCGUAACAAGCGCAUGGAGUAUUUCAUCCAUUUUCUCGGUUGGAGUUCCUCGUGGGAUCGUUACAUCUCGGCGGAUUACCUUCUACAUGACACAGAAGCCAACCGGAAACUACAAAACGAGCUCAACACAGAAGCCAAAAAACUGUUGACCAAAAAAAAACGAAAACAAAACGGGAGCUCAUCGAUUGUCAGUGAAAGUUCGAGAGACAGCUCCGAGGACGAGAGCGAAGAUGAGGCGCAGUGUGAGAGCUUCCCGAUGGCUCUGCCGGAAAACCUCUUGGAGAGAUUGACCGCCGAUCGCGAUGCGAUCAAAGCAGGGAAACUGCACAAACUCCCCUGCAGUCAGGACAUAGUCUCGAUACUCGAGAACUAUGCCCACCACUACGCUUUCCAGGUUCGGUUUGUCCGUUCUUGCGAAUCGCCCAAGAGACCCCGGCUCGGUGGAGAUACGAAUUGUCAACGGAGAACUAGCAUAGAGCUGUGUAAAGAGACGGUAGACGGUCUCCGGAUUCUGUUCAACAAUCUAUGCGGUCUGAUACUCCUCUACGAUGAGGAACAGGAACAGUUCAACUCGUUGGACAACAUUGUCAUACACAAAGAUCAGCAGGAGCAGAAGAAAAGUCGCCAGACCCGCGAAUUGGACCUGUUGCUCGCCCAGCUCGAGGACAGUUUUAUCGCGAAUAAAAUCCCUCAAGCCUGGGAUAACGAGACCCACCGCGGCAGGUCCCUCCGGAUAUCCACCCAGCACGCUUCAAUAGCUUCGGGAACCUUGAAACGUGACGCCGACGACAGCGAUAGCGCCACCAUAACGUCGUGGACCACCACGAUCACUUCACCCGCUACGUCCGUGUUAGAAAGUGUCAAGAAAUGGCGGAUGGCCGAGGAUCAUCUAUGCCCAGCGCAAAUUUACGGAGCGAUACACUUAUUGAGACUGCUUCACCGAGUUCCUCACAUCGUCCCUCACCUGAAGAUGGCACAGCCGAAGGCCGAUGCCCUGAGAUACCAUCUCGAUCUCCUCAUUAAAUACAUGAGAGACAACGAAAACAUUUUUGAAGUCGACUACGAAUGA